This is a messenger RNA of Pyricularia grisea, 3224 nucleotides long. RefSeq lists its product as uncharacterized. NCBI's taxonomy places the organism in Eukaryota, Fungi, Ascomycota, Sordariomycetes, Magnaporthales, Pyriculariaceae. The record is from RefSeq and is a predicted model, not a curated record. Gene Ontology annotation, cellular component: membrane coat. Gene Ontology annotation, biological process: intracellular protein transport; vesicle-mediated transport. The transcript is spliced from 4 exons. Bases 912 to 3107 code for a protein of 731 amino acids.
AGUUAAGGUAGGUAGGCGAUUCCACAGCUGUAAAUUCAGUUGACACGACCGUCAUCUCCGACAACGACGACAAACCAUCCGAAUCAUCGACUCCAACGAACAGCUUGUAAAUAAAGGGAUCCACACCUAUCGAUCCAAAGACUGCGAUAUCGAGGCUGGCUUUUGCUUGGUAUACCGCCAUUGACGGUCGCAUCGAUUACUCUUCGAGCGCUAGUAAAGGGAGGGUGCAUGUGACCGGACCCUUGGUUAUCUACCCGACCUAACCAUCGGAGCUCCCUACCUCUGGUUGGAUACAAGCCCAGCUCGGUCCAGUGGCACAUCACGUCCUCGCCAGUACCUGCGCAUCAACUCCUCGCAGCUUAUCACUUAUAACACUCUCGGCGGAGAGGGGCUGGCUUGCCCACCGUUGCAACACUGCGUUUACCCAACGGGAUCGGCCCACCUGCGAGUCCUGAUUUCACCCACCCACCCAAGCAGUACCUGUUGGGCUCCAAAGCUUCGCUCUGACCCCAGCUGGCCGUCGCCCAUUUACCUGUGCGGCACACCUAGGCUGCAUACGGCUCACCACUGUCACACCUACCUACAUACUUGUAUCUCCUCCGCCGCUGGCGGAGACAUUCACGCGACCAUGUCGGCCCCUCAGGGAGGUGACUCCAAACUGUUUGCCCGAGUAAGCAUAUAAACAACCUGACUACAUAGUCCCUACUCUUUUUCGCUGCAUCUGCCCUCCAUCCAGUUCCGUGUUUCUAUACCUUCACCUGCCAAGCUGUACCCCAAGAAGGUCAAGUUUGCGACCAAUUCCUGAGCCUCGAUCACACAACGCGGGCCUCAGCUGUCGAUAACUACCCUGGACUACCUGAAAGACUACACCGCAAGCACCCAUUUCCGUAAACCGCCACAUACUAUACUCAAUGUCGAUCAUGUUUAUGGCAUACCUGCCACCGCCGACCACACGCUCACAACUGGGAAUACAGGGCAAAGUUGCGGAGCUCCGCCUCGAGUUGAACAGUGGUGGCAAGAAAGACAAGAACUUCACAGCCAAGAAGAUUGCGUUGAAGAAGAUUGUUGCCAACAUGACCAUGAGCAAUAAUGACAUGGUUGCCUUGUUUCCAGAUGUGAUAGGCUGCAUGCAUAUAGAGAGUCUCGAAAUCAAGAAGAUGUGUUUCCUUUUCCUCGUCAACUAUUCUAGGAUGCGCCCAGAGAUUGCCAUAAAGGCGAUCCCCGUAUUGGAAUAUGAUAUGCGAGACUCAAAUCCUUUGGUCAGGGCUCUAGCUUUACGGACUAUGUCUUACAUUCAUGUGCGGGAAUUUGUCGAGGCAACGGUACCGAUCGUGAAGCAAAUGUUGAAGGAUUCAGAUCCAUACGUCAGAAAAACGGCAGCAUUCUGCGUUGCAAAGCUUUACGACCACGACAAGCAGAUGGUGGAGCAGUCAGAUCUCAUUGACAGGCUCAAUGGUUUACUGCGUGAUGACAACCCGACCGUGGUGGCAAGUGCUCUUGCUUCGCUUAUGGAUAUUUGGGAGCGAAGUGACGCCAUCAAGCUUACGAUUGACUACGGCAACGCUUCCAAAAUGGUUGCCAUUUUGCCGGACUGCUCAGAAUGGGGUCAAACAUACAUCUUGGAAGCUUUGAUGUCUUACCUACCUGAGGACUCAGGAGAGGCUCUGCUGCUGGCAGAGAGAAUAGCCCCUCGGCUCUCCCAUUCUAAUUCGGCCGUUGUGCUCACGUGCAUCAGGGUCAUACUCUAUCUAAUGAACUACAUCUCAGACCAAAAACAAAUAUCUGCGCUUUGCAGAAAACUCUCGCCGCCACUGGUCACAUUGCUGGCCAAGGGCCCCGAGGUACAGUAUCUAGCUCUGAGAAACGCCCUGCUCAUCCUGCAACGGCGUCCUGAGGUGUUGCGCAACGACAUUAGGGUCUUCUUUUGCAAGUACAACGAUCCAAUUUACGUCAAGGUCACCAAGCUGGAGCUCAUUUUCAUGCUCGCCAACGAGAGGAACAUCGACGAGGUUCUCACAGAGCUGCGGGAGUACGCAACCGAGAUUGAUGUCCACUUUGUCCGCAAGGCCGUCCGCGCAAUCGGCAAGUUGGCCAUCAAGAUCGAGCCGGCAGCACCGCGUUGUAUCGAUCUUCUGCUGGAGCUCGUUGCAACAAAAGUAACGUACAUUGUACAGGAGGCGACAGUGGUCAUCAGGAACAUCUUCCGCAAGUAUCCGAACCAGUAUGAGUCUAUCAUUGGCACGCUGUGCGAACAUCUCGACUCAUUGGACGAGCCUGAGGCAAAGGCUGCUAUGGUUUGGGUCAUUGGCCAGUAUGCAUCUCGAAUUGAGAAUAGCGAUGCUCUACUUGAGGAUUUUCUAUACUCAUUUGCAGAUGAGUCUGUGGAGGUACAGCUUGCGCUGUUGACUGCAACGGUGAAGCUUUUCAUACAACGCCCCACGAAAGGACAAGAGCUAGUCCCCAAAGUUCUCAAAUGGGCUACUGAGGAGACUGACAACCCGGAUUUGCGCGACCGGGCAUACAUGUACUGGAGACUGCUGUCAACCGACAUUGCCAUGGCCAAGCAAAUCGUCAUGGGCGAAAAACCGCCCAUUACGGCAGAGUCAGAGCGACUCGACCCAGCCACGCUGGAAGAGAUGUGUUUAAACGUUGGCACGCUAGCUACUGUCUACUUGAAGCCAGUACAGACCGUCUUCCGCUCGGCGCGCCCGAGACGUCUGCUUGACUCACCUGCAUUACAGCGGCAACUACUGCCUCCUGGAUCGGGACCGCUCGCGCCACCGGGUCCCUAUGAGAACAACAAGAGCCUUAGCAUGCUCGGGCAAGGGGGCCGGCCUGCAAAUGUUGACCCAAGAGACGGCAGCCGGGGCAACGCUCCCGGUGCUGGCGGUGGAAAUCUAGCCCAGGCAGUAAGUGACGCCGAUGCAUACUUUGCAGGCGUUGGGGCCCAAGCGAUGGCCAACAUGAGAGUCGAGGAGAGGGAUACGUUUGGGGGGACUGGCGGCGUCGAUAUGGGUGGUGGAGGAUAUAUGGUCAACCAGUACAUGCCUCAAACUGUGCUGCAACCAGGAGAGGAUAAUAGGAACGGAGACUUGUUGAUGCUCUGAGUAUAAUGUGGCUCAGGGCUUGCUGAUAGUUUACGAUCGUGUAUAAACUUUGUGUUUCAAAACUCAUGCUCAUUUCUCUUUGUCAACAGGUGGCUUGCCGCUUUCUGCAUAGCCUUU